AUGGAUUUGAGUCUACGCUCGAGCUUGACACCAGAGUCGAGGGACUGGAGAAUGGCGAGCUUGACGCAUUGUCGGAUUCGGGGCUCUCAGAGCUCUACGGGCGUGGAUCUGAGCUUGAAGGAGGUUGCGGCCACGAGCACCCUAUUUCAACGGCGGCUCUGGAAGUUGAAUUCCUCGAAAAUGUAA
Messenger RNA from Colletotrichum lupini, 186 nucleotides. RefSeq lists its product as uncharacterized. The record is from RefSeq and is a predicted model, not a curated record. The transcript is spliced from 3 exons. The coding region runs from base 1 to 186 and encodes 61 amino acids. NCBI's taxonomy places the organism in Eukaryota, Fungi, Ascomycota, Sordariomycetes, Glomerellales, Glomerellaceae.